Branchiostoma floridae (Florida lancelet) is the source of this 982-nucleotide messenger RNA. RefSeq names its product basic phospholipase A2 6-like. The transcript has 6 exons. Gene Ontology annotation, biological process: phospholipid metabolic process; lipid catabolic process; arachidonate secretion. Gene Ontology annotation, molecular function: calcium ion binding; phospholipid binding. Bases 113 to 646 code for a protein of 177 amino acids. Lineage: Eukaryota; Metazoa; Chordata; Leptocardii; Amphioxiformes; Branchiostomatidae. The record is from RefSeq and is a predicted model, not a curated record.
ACGGGUUGUGCAAAUUUGUUUCACAAAUACACCGGACUUCAGACAUCUGCGUGAGUCACAUAGCCCAGGUUGGCAGCCUUAUUGCUGAAUAUUUGGGUUCCUGUGCUCUACCAUGCUGCGAACUCAAGUGCCGCGGGUGGUGUGUCUGUUCGUCCUGACCUUCACCGGUUGCUGGGCGGCGGCCACACCCCGUCUCCUGGAGCAACUAGGGGACAUGAUAGUCAAGGUAACUGGACGGGAACCAUGGGCCUACUGGGACUACGGGUGCUGGUGCGGCCCCGGGGGACAGGGGGCGCCCGUGGACGAAACCGACUUUUGCUGCCGUACUCAUGACCACUGUUACGACGCCCUGGACCUCCCACCCUGUAAAUGGGGAGACGCAGAAACGUACCUCGUGCCCUACCAGUUCAACAUCCAGGGUCGAAACGUCACCUGUUUGAACGAGUCCGGGUCCUGCAAGCGGUCCCUGUGUGAGUGUGACAAGGGCCUGGCCACCUGUCUGUCCCGGAGCACCUACGUACCGGCACAUAACCACAUGAACCAGGAUGUUUGCAAAGACAGCGGAGAGGCUGAGAAUGCAGAGAGUGAUGUGGAACCGGAGCAAAAAGGCUGGAAGGACUGGAUUCAUCAGAUGCUUCGGGGGUGAACGACCUUAUAUGACCCCUCGGGCGUUAGCAGGUGACGUCACCAUAUUGGUCGAUCAGACCUGGAGUCACAGUUUCAUGGAUCAUUCACCGCAAAUAUUGUUAUGAUCACGUGAUAUAUAUAAUUACAAAUUAAAGAUUCCGUGCAACUUCCAUGUUUAACUAUCCAACAUAAGUGACGACCUACUCUUGUGUUCACAAAUAAACUAUCUGUAAAUAAAUCAACAGUAUUAACCUAAGCUAUUCAAUUGCGCAGUUGUAAUGACUACCUCAUCAUAUGAUUAUUAUCAUAUUUCAUUUAGAUAUAUAACGUUAUACAUAAAACAAGAUUACAAGUG